Molecule: messenger RNA, 687 nt
Organism: Mytilus trossulus (common blue mussel)
Lineage: Eukaryota; Metazoa; Mollusca; Bivalvia; Mytilida; Mytilidae
Product: ankyrin repeat and protein kinase domain-containing protein 1-like
Exons: 1
Coding region: 1-687 (228 amino acids)
Molecular function (GO): protein binding
Source: RefSeq, a predicted model, not a curated record
AUGAUAGAAGCAGUAGAUAAUACAGGGAGAACCCCAUUGCACUAUGCAGCUAGUUAUGGUAAAAAUCUAAUAGUAAAACUACUCUUAAAGAAUGAUAGUUCAAUCAAUGCAAAAGACUGUAAUAAUGUAACUCCUCUUAUGCUGAGUUGUUACAACGAACAUAUGGAUGUAAGUAAGAUAUUGCUGGACAAGGACCCAGAUAUCAACUGUGCAAAUGAUUAUGGGUGGAGCGCAUUACACAUUGCUUCCUUUAAAGGACUUACUGUCAUAGUUGAGUUGAUACUGAAAAGAAAUUGUAAAAUUUUAGAUAGCAAAAUAAGCACUGGAGCAACACCUCUUUAUCUUGCAUGUGAAAUAGGCAACGAUGUGAUAGCUUUAACAUUACUGCAAAAUAAUGCAGAAGUUAACUGCGGGACUGGUACAGGGAGUACGCCUUUGUACAUAGCAAGCCAGAAAGGUCAUAAAGGUUUGGUCAAAUUAUUACUAAAGUUUGACGCUUCUGUCCAUAUAAACACAAUAAAUGGAUUUACACCUCUUCAUGCAGCCGUAUUAGCUCAGAACACAGAUAUUGUUCAAUUGUUAUUGAAUCAUGACGCCCUAGUUAAUACAGUUGGAGGAGAAAGAAUUAUUUCUUUACAUUUAGCCUGCGAAAAUGGCGACCAAGCGAUGAUUGAUUUCUUUAUAUAA